This is a messenger RNA of Entamoeba histolytica HM-1:IMSS, 2542 nucleotides long. Its product is annotated as 19S cap proteasome S2 subunit. Gene Ontology annotation, biological process: proteasome-mediated ubiquitin-dependent protein catabolic process. Gene Ontology annotation, cellular component: nucleus; proteasome storage granule; proteasome regulatory particle, base subcomplex. Bases 1 to 2532 code for a protein of 843 amino acids. The record is from RefSeq and is a predicted model, not a curated record. The transcript has a single exon. Lineage: Eukaryota; Evosea; Mastigamoebida; Endamoebidae.
AUGAGUCGUCCAACUAGUAAAACACCUGUCGAAAUUAAUGAAGAUGAUCAAUUAAAAGAAGAGAUUGAACUUCUAGUCAAACGUAUUCAAGACCCAAACAUUGAAAUAUCAACUAGUGCUAUUGAGUUAUUGCGUAAAACAUUAAGGGGAGAUAACACAUCUUCUUCAACAACACUACCUAAAACAACAAAAUUUAUUCGACCAUAUUUGGAUCAAUUAAAACAAUUUCAUUCACAAUUAACAAAUGGAGAAUUAAGACAAUCACUUGCUGAUGUUUUGAGUGUUUUAGUAAUGACUAAUGGAGAAAAAGGAGAGUCAUUAAAAUAUAAGUUACUUGGUCAUUUAGAUGAUUUAGGACAAUGGGGACAUGAAUAUACAAGAAACCUUACUGGAGAAGUUGUUGAUGUUUGGCAACAACAAAAAGACUUACUUAUUCCUAUUGCUCAAAAAUUGAUUGAGUUUCAUAUUGAACAUAAUGCAGAACAAGAUGCUGUUGAUUUUUGUAUUGAAACAAAUAAUUUAGCAAUGUUAGAACAAUAUAGUGAGAAAGCUCGAUUUGAUAAAUUAUUGUUAUAUGCAUCAUCAUGUGCAGCUUAUUAUCCUGAACCACAAGACAAACAAAUUUAUCAAUUUUUAUUACAUAUUGCUCUUAAACAACAUAAAUAUUCUGAUGCUAUUAGGUUAAUGCUUAAAGCAAAUGAUUUUGGAGGGUUAAAUCAAAUUAUUGAAGAAAACCAAAACAAUCAAGCUAAUUUAAUGCAAAUUGGAUAUUUAUUAUCAAGAAUAAGAGAUGAAAAUAUUAUUAAUUUAAUUCAAAAUGAAACUGUUAAAACAGCUCUUGGAAAUAGUAAUUUAAAUAAAUACUUUACUGAAUUAAUUAAUGCUUUAGGAUUAAAAGAAGUUAAAACUCCAGAACAAAUUUGUACUUCUGCACCUUUACCAAGUCGUCUUACUGUUAGUCAAAAACCAGAACCACAAGACUCCAAAGACAUGGGACUAUGUGUAGCUGAUUGUUUAGCUAAUGCAGGAUUUGGUUAUGACUCAUUAAUUCAUGCUAAUAAUGGAGAAUACGUUAUUACAGGAAGAAGUGAACGACAAAUAGCAGCAGCUUCUGGAAUGGGAUUAAUUCAUUUAUGGAGACCAGAAGAUGUUGAACAAUUUACUUCAUUUAUUGGAUCUGAUUCAAUGUAUGUUAGAGCUGGUGCAUUAUUAGGUAUUGGAACAUGCUGUAGUGGAGUAAAAAGUGAUGUUGAUUUUGCACAAGUCUUUUUAAGUGAUAAAUUAGGAGCAGAAACAUCUGCUAUUGAACGUAAGCUUAGUAUUUUUGGAUUAGGACUUGCAUAUGCAGGAACACGGAAGACAGAAAUGAAAGAAACAUUAAUUGCAGUAUUAAAUGAUAUCAAUGCAGUUGGAUUUGAAACUGUAGGACAUGCUGCUUUAGCAUUAGGAUUAAUAUUUCAAGGAACUAUGGAUGGAGAUAUUGCUGACCAAAUACUUUCAAUUAUCUUUUCUAAUGAUGGAAAUGUAGAUUUCUUAAAAAGUGUUUCAUGUAAAAUGUUAGUUAUUGGAUUAGGACUUUUGCAUUUAUGUUGUGGUGAAAGUGCUUCAUUAGUAAUGGACACUGUAAGAGCAUUACCAUCACCAGUAAAUCAAUAUGCAAUGUUAGUUGUUUCUUCUUGUGCAUUUGCAGGAACAUCAAAUAUUUUAAAAGUUCAACAAUUAAUGGAAGCAUGUGGUAAACAUGAUGAAGAUGAUGAAACAAAAGCAUGUGGAGUUGCUGUUAUUGGAGUUGCUUUAGCUUUAAUGUCUGAUGAAUUCUCUACUGAAUUAUCAACCCGACUAAUUAAUGAAGUUCAAAGGUAUGGAGAACCCUCAGUUAAAAGAUAUGUUCCAUUUGCAUUAGCAUUAACUUCUAUUGGAAAACCAAAAGUAGGAUUACUUGAACAAUUAACAAGACUAGCUCAUGGAUCUGAUUUAAUUGCUGCAAGAAAUGCUAUACUUUCUAUUGGACUUGUUUCAGCUGGAACUCAAGCAACACGAGCAAUAAGUUUAUUAGAUCAACUUGCUGCAUUUUUUGUAAAUGAUCAUCAGUCAUUAUAUUGUGUUAAAGUUGCACAAGGAUUAGUUCAUUUAGGAAAAGGAACAAUUGGAAUUAAUCCAAUGUAUUCAGAUAGAUUUAUUAUGGAUCCUAUUUCAUUGGCAGGAAUUUUAAUAUUCAUUUUUAUUGGUGGAGAAGGAAUGGAACGUAUUUCUGGAUUAAAUACAUAUAUUAUAAAUGCUUUAUGUCUUGCAAUGAAGCCAAGAAUGUUUAUGCCAAUAGAUGAAAAUGGUAAAGUUGUUGAAACUUCUUGUAGAGUUGGUGUUGCAGUUGAUGUUGCAGGACAAGCUGGAUCACCUAAAACUAUUACUGGAUUCCAAACACAUAAUACACCAGUCCUUAUUGGUGUAGGAGAAAGAGCAGAAUUAGCUGUUGAUGAUUAUUCUUCAUUAUCGAGUGUAUUGGAAGGAAUAGUUUUAGUUAAGCAUAACUAGAAAUUGAAUU